AAACAAGAAUGAGUGGAAAAAACACACGCGCUGAGAUCACAGUACAGAGUGACAGUACAGAGGGGUGUGUGUGCGUUCAAGGCGCGCAAGACUAACACAGACUUAUAUUUAUGGAUGUUUGUCCUUUCCCAUUUUGAGAUCGCAUUGGAAGUAUUCUUUUUAGACUUCUGCGGUUUAAUAAGCAUUUUGAAAGGAUUUUCCAUUUUUUAUUGCCUCAUAUUUAUUGCAUACUUGCUCUCGGGGAUGUGACUGUACGGAUCUGAAGCUUUUCAAGGAUAAUACACACGCGUGACAGUAGCAUGUGUGGAUAAAUAUCAGCCGUGUGUUUUGAUUUCAAGAAGAAUUGCAACAUUGGAUGUUUUAAAGACAUUUUCUUCUGAAAAGAACUGGACUUGAACACAGUUGUCAUGGCCAAUAUGAAGUCUCGCAGUGAAGAUGAGGAUGAUGAACGUCAUUCCACGGACCCUGACAGCAGAGACUCCAAAAAUUCUAAAAAGACCCUGUGCAAAAUUAAAUGGUCCCGGGAUGAGGAUGAGAAGCUGAAGAAGCUUGUUGAGCAACAUGGAACUGAUGCUUGGAAAUUAAUCGCCAAUUAUUUCCCAACAAGGACAGAUGGUCAAUGUCAGCACCGUUGGCAAAAGGUGCUCAACCCAGAGCUGGUGAAAGGACCCUGGACAAAAGAGGAGGAUCAGAGGGUAAUUGAGCUUGUUCACAAGUAUGGGCCCAAACGGUGGUCAGUGAUUGCCAAGCACUUACAGGGCCGCAUAGGCAAACAGUGCCGAGAGCGCUGGCACAAUCACCUCAACCCUGAAGUGAAGAAAUCCUCGUGGACCCAGGAAGAGGAUCGCAUUAUCUAUGAAGCUCAUAAACGUCUGGGCAACCGCUGGGCUGAGAUCUCAAAGCUGCUUCCUGGACGGACAGACAACUCCAUCAAGAAUCAUUGGAACUCCACCAUGCGCAGGAAGGUGGAACAUGAGGGAUACUUGCAGGAGGGCAGCAAGAGCUACAGCGGUGAUGCUGGCCAGAAGAAACGACCCAAAUCCAGUCCAUCUGUGGAUUAUCCACAUGACCAGAAUCAAAUGAUCAUGAGUGGCCAAUCACAGCCACCCAGAUAUCCCUACAGUUCACAAAGUGGCCAGUGUAUGGAAAACAUAAGUGUCGAGAUCUCUAGCUUUAUGUCGCCGUGCCAUGACGACCCAGACAAAGAGAAAAGAAUUAAGGAGCUAGAGCUGUUGCUAAUGUCAGCUGAGUGUGAAGUCAGAAGACAGUCGGGCCCUCGUAAUCCUGAGAGCUACUCCAGCUGGUCGGAUAGCCUGCCUGAUGAGACUGUCACCACCACAGAAAGUGUGGAGGACAGAGGGGUUGAGCUGUGUCGUUUAGAGGAGGGCCGGCCUGCUAGGAUGCCUCUUCCUGUCUCUCCUAGCAAGUUCCUGGCUGCUGAAGCCAGUGCUGUGCUGUCCACACUAGAGACCAUUCCAGAGUUUGCAGAGACCAUGGAGCUUAUUGACUCAGAUCCUUUGGCUUGGAGUGAUGUGACCAGCUUUGAUCUCUCUGAGGGAGGCCCCUCUCCAAAGGCCGCUAACCCCACAGAUGUUUGUACGACCCUGGAGAGAUGCACAGAAAGCCUGGCCUAUCCAAUAAAUGCUCCCACCGUCCCAGCGAUGAGCAGGCAGUGUGCCGCGGUGAACCAGGGCAAGUCUGUGGCUCUCUCUAACACCUGCAUGAACAGAUUCAGCACUCCACCACCCUCCAUCAUGAGAAAGAAGAGGAGAGAGAGAGGAGAUCAGUCACCUGGAGAUGAAAGGAGCUGUGCGUACAUAGACAACAGUGGGAACUCACCCAAAAACACCCCUGUCAAAGGCCUUCCAUUUUCACCCUCUCAGUUCUUCAACGUGUCUGGCGGUGAGCCCUUGAGCCUCGACAAUCCUGCUCUUACAUCCACUCCAGUGUGUGGACAGAAAUGCCUCCUCAACACACCCCAUCAGAGAGAGACCACACCAAAACACCAGAAGGAGAACGCAGGUUUUAGGACCCCAAAACUCCAUAAGAACAUUAUAGUACACACUCCAAGAACACCCACUCCAUUCAAAAAUGCCCUAGCUGCCCAGGAGAAGAUGCACGGCCCGUUAAGAAUGGUGCCCCAACCACUGGCACUUCUUGAGGAGGACAUCAGAGAGGUUCUGAAAGAGGAAACUGGGGCUGACAUCUUCACACAAGUGCAGAACCAACCUCAGUACAGAUCUUAUGAGCAGAUGGAAGCUCCUGCAAGGAAAGUGAGAAAGUCUUUGGUAUUGGACAGCUGGGAUAAAGACUGUUUAAAUGUACAGCUGUUUCCCCAACAGCAGAUUAACAACAAUGGAGCGUCUCACAGUGACGACCUGCUGACAAGAUCCAUGCUCAUGAUGCCGUUGACAGAGAGAGAGGAGAACUCCUGCUCUCCUGGAUCAAUGAAGGAAUCAUUUUCAAUAAUUCGCUCCCUCAGCCCACAGGACAAGAGAGAAAACAUGACUCAAAGGAGCCCACCCUAUCAAACACCCACUCUGGCCAACAGCGAGUGGGAGGCGGUGGUUUUUGGGAAAACAGAGGAUCAGCUGAUCAUGACUGAGCAGGCCAGGCGUUACUUAAACACCAACUCCACCACCUGCAUUUCCAGAGCUCUCGUCCUUUAAACAUCACUACUGCACUACAGCAACCCUCCUCUUUUCCUCUAUCACACCGACAUUUAACCUCAGACAAUCCGGUGUAGAAAAACAAAAACACUCUCUAUGAUGUUUGCUAAACACCUACUGAUAUAACUGAUAUAAGUUCCGCUUAAAAUAGUCACAUGUAGCCAAAAUACAAAUAGCUCUAGAUUUGCAGAAUUUAGCUAAUGGUAUUUUAACAGCUAUUUUAACCAUUUUUAGCCGUAGACAGUGUGCUGAUUUUAAGGGCUGCUUUCGAUGAACUUUUUUAAGAAGGAAGAAAUCAUAUAAAUGGCAUUUGAAGAUCGUUUUAAGCUCUUUUUAGAGACUGGUGUUAAGGAUAGGGGAGCACUGGCAGUGUUGCACUACUGUGGUUGUUUGUUAGGGUGAGGAGCAGAGACAGUGUUGAGGAGUAACUGGAUAGCACUUGCGACGUAAUCGUUUCCGCUCCAAACGUAACAAAGGUUCCACCCCGAUUAUUUUAUUAUUUUAUUUUUUUAAAGAGUAGGACACUCACUGAAUGUAUUGUAUAGCAUGAAUCUGCUAAGUUAACGUCUACUGGAAGGUACCUCGAUCCGUUUAUUUUCGUUUUCCUUUUUAUUGCUCUAAAGUGAAGUUGAAAUGAAUUCUACUUGGGGAGGCGUAAAAUCGCUGACUUGCAUGUUUGCAACUGAAGUCUAAAACCAGCUGCUUAUGUUCUCAGUUUAGCCAAAAUCAUGUUUGGUACUGAUAUGCGCACGUUGCAUUAUAAAUAACACGUUCCAAGAACAGAUACGUAGGUGAGAUUUGUUCGUUUAGAGCUGUAGGUUCUAUUUAUUAAAUCUUUACUAAUUUAUUUAUUUCAAAGAUAUAAAGAAAAUCUAAUUAUAUUUCGUUUCUGUUAAAGAUUUGACUACCUUCCAUUACAUAUUUCUGAUUCAAUAACACUGCCACUAAUUUCUUGGCCUGUACAGUAAACAGUAAGUUUAACAUCCUCUGAAGGUUCCGUCCACUUUACUCUAAUUGGUUGAUCAUAAAAGUAGCAGCAAGCAGCAUUCAGCCUCCAAAAUGUGGGGAUAUUGCACUUUUUUAAAAAGAAAUAUUGUAUAAAUGUUGGUUUGUCAUUAAUAUUGUUUUAUGCCCUCUGUAGUGUUUACAUUUUGUUGUAUGUGGGUUUUUUUAUUGGUGGCUGAAUGUAUUUAAACAUAUCAUUAACACUGACGUGUCAGGAUGACAUCCGAAGGGGAAAAUGGUGUAAACGUAGUUUCUCUCUCCCGCUCUGGAAAAAAAUGUAAGGAUUUGCUCGCUGCUACUGAGAGUUACAGCAGGAAUUGACAUAAGCACAAUCGGCUGAAGGAAGUGUAGGACAAUUGCUUUGCUCUCACAUGAAGUGAAUUGUCGAAUGUCUUUCUUUAUUAUUUUACACCGAGAAGAACCCAUGUAAAAAGUUUCAGGUUAUUCACAAUGACAAGUUAGUCUGAGAAAAAGAAAAACCCUGAUUUUAAAGGAUUCGGCAGUAUUAGCGUUGCGUAACACAGUUGUCUUAUUCAAAUUGAGGGGUUUUUUUUAAUGUAAAAAGUUCUUUUUGCUAAUUGUAACCCAAUUGAAAUGCAAAAACUGACCUGAUCUGUGUUUAAAAAAAACACUACGUGUCCCUCACCGUAUGUAUGUUACAGAGAGAUUAAUUUAUUUUGGCUCACGUAACAUUGUAGAUAACUGUUUAAUAUGUCUUCGUUUGUCUUCAUUUUACUGUCCAAAUGUUUGUCUUGUUUGUUAUUUCAUUUUCUGUAGACUUAAGGGAAGCAAGGAUAUGUAGCAAACUGACAUGCAUGAAACCAAGCAGCACACUUCAACUGACAUACUCAUUUCUCAUAUGUUACGUAUUUUUCUGCAGAACAAUUAUAACCUGCUUCUUUGAUAUUACAACCAACUCGCCAAUAGCCAUGUUGUCAUUCACAUACCUAAAAAUAAA
Messenger RNA from Labeo rohita (rohu), 4632 nucleotides. RefSeq names its product v-myb avian myeloblastosis viral oncogene homolog-like 1 (gene mybl1). NCBI's taxonomy places the organism in Eukaryota, Metazoa, Chordata, Actinopteri, Cypriniformes, Cyprinidae. The record is from RefSeq and is a predicted model, not a curated record. Gene Ontology annotation, molecular function: RNA polymerase II cis-regulatory region sequence-specific DNA binding; DNA-binding transcription factor activity, RNA polymerase II-specific. Bases 408 to 2669 code for a protein of 753 amino acids. Gene Ontology annotation, biological process: regulation of DNA-templated transcription. Gene Ontology annotation, cellular component: nucleus. The transcript is spliced from 16 exons.